Symbiodinium pilosum is the source of this 1089-nucleotide messenger RNA. NCBI's taxonomy places the organism in Eukaryota, Dinophyceae, Suessiales, Symbiodiniaceae. The record is from the annotation of a GenBank genome assembly.
GACAGUAUGCGCCGAACCGCACUUUGCUUGGGGUCGGUGGCUCUCGCCAGCGGCAAGGUAUACUUUUCCGAGACCUUUGGCGAUGGCUGGGAGAGCCGAUGGACGCCCAGUGAGUGGAAGAAGAGCGACGGAACUCAGGGUACCUGGCAGCUCUCGGCCGGCAAAUGGUUUGCCAACGAGGCCGAAGACAAGGGCGUGCAGACCGCUGAGGACUCUAGGUUCUUCGGCCUCUCCGCGGGCUUCGACUCCUUCAGCAACGCAGGCAAGGAGCUGAUCAUCCAGUACCAGGCCAAGUACGAGAAGGACAUCGAGUGCGGCGGCGGCUACGUCAAGGUCGGGCCGAAGCUCAGCGACCCCAAGGCCUUCGGCGACCCCACGCCGUACAACAUCAUGUUCGGCCCGGACAAGUGCGGCUACACCAAGCGCACGCACUUGAUCUUCAAUUACAAGGGCAAGAACGUGCUGAAGAAGUCCGACCUGGCCUACAAGCAGGAGGGCGAGGGCACCUCCCACGUGUACCGACUGAUCCUGAAGCCCGACAACACCGCGAAGGUGGAGAUCGACGGCGAGAAGAUCUACGAGGGCUCCCUGAAGGAGGACUGGGAGCUCUUGGCGCCCAAGGAGAUCAAGGAUCCCGAGGACAAGAAGCCCAGCGACUGGGUUGACGACAGCAUGAUGGAUGACCCUGAGGACAAGAAGCCAGAUGGCUGGGUGGAGGAGAAGCGCAUCGUCGACUCUAAGGCCACCAAGCCUGAUGACUGGGAUGACGAGGAGGAUGGGGAGUGGGAGGCCCCCAUGAUCGACAACCCCGACUACAAGGGCGAGUGGACCGUGAAGCGAAUCUCCAACCCAGCCUACAAGGGCUUCUGGGAGGCCAAGAAGAUCGCCAACCCAGAAUACGUCGAUGAUGACAACCUCUACAAGUACGAGGACUUCGGCUUCAUCGGCUUCGACCUGUGGCAGGUCAAGGGCAACACCAUCUUCGACAAUAUCAUCAUCACUGAUGACGCGACUCGCCACGUUUCAUCUGAUCAGCAGCAGUUCCUCGAGAACAGGGAUCCAACUAAGAUGUUGACUGACCCUGCGUGA